AUGUCGGAUCGCGAACAGCCAUACGAUCCCUAUAUUCCGUCCGGAAACGCCAAUGACGCCGGUGGCAGCAAUAAUGGACAAGGCGGCAACCAACGCACCGCCGCCCUUCAAGCCGAAAUCGACUCCACCGUCGGCAUCAUGCGAGACAACAUCAACAAGGUCUCCGAGCGUGGCCAGCGCCUCGAUGCGCUGCAGGACAAGACCGACAACCUUGCCGUGUCCGCGCAGGGGUUCCGACGCGGCGCCAACCGCGUGAGGAAGCAGAUGUGGUGGAAGGAUAUGAAGAUGCGGAUUUGCAUCAUCGUGGGCAUUAUCUUGCUGUUGGUGGUCAUUAUCGUGCCGUCGGUUGUCGCUACGCGCUAA
Messenger RNA from Eremomyces bilateralis CBS 781.70, 363 nucleotides. RefSeq names its product putative snare protein Snc2. Gene Ontology annotation, cellular component: SNARE complex; plasma membrane. Lineage: Eukaryota; Fungi; Ascomycota; Dothideomycetes; Eremomycetales; Eremomycetaceae. The coding region runs from base 1 to 363 and encodes 120 amino acids. Gene Ontology annotation, molecular function: syntaxin binding; SNAP receptor activity. Gene Ontology annotation, biological process: vesicle fusion; vesicle-mediated transport. The record is from RefSeq and is a predicted model, not a curated record. The transcript is spliced from 3 exons.